This is a messenger RNA of Cucurbita pepo subsp. pepo (vegetable marrow), 817 nucleotides long. Its product is annotated as late embryogenesis abundant protein D-34. Lineage: Eukaryota; Viridiplantae; Streptophyta; Magnoliopsida; Cucurbitales; Cucurbitaceae. The record is from RefSeq and is a predicted model, not a curated record.
CUAACCAAAUUUGGCUGCCACCAUCAGAGCAAUUCCCUUGUUGUCGGACCCAUUGCGUAUCACAUGCUGCAGGAGCAGCCACGCAGGGCCGAAGAACAGCAGCAGCCUCGUCGGAGUGACGACGAUGAGCGGCAGGAAUCCAUCAAAUACGGGGACGUUUUCAACGUCUCCAGUGACCUGGCUGCAAACCCCAUCGCACCUCAGGAUGCUCGCAUGAUGGGCCAUGCUGAAACGAGGGUGUUGGGACAAGUGCCGCAGGCUGAUCCGGGUGAUGUCAUGCGAGCCGCCGCUGCUCAUAAUGUCCGAGUGGGUCUUCUCCCAAGCCGUGAUAUUAGCGAUGCUGCUAAAAAUCAAGGCAUUGACCUCAGCGAGACCGCCGUUCCCGGAGCCCGUGUCGUUACCGAAUUCGUUGGCGGACAGGGGGCAACCGAAAAACUGGCGACAGACAAGCCAGUGAGCAGGCAGGAUGCAGAAGCGGUGGUGAGCGCAGAGCCGAGGAACAAUCCAAACCUGACAACCCACACAGGUGGGGUGGCGGCCUCCAUCACCGCCGCCGCAAGACUGAGUGAGAGCGGCACAAAUAUAUGAAAACAGCUCAACUGAACUGUAAGUCUUGAGUUGUGUUUUUGGUAAUAAAGUGUAUGAUUUGAUCUGGAAUUUUUUGUUUUUCUGAGACCGUUAUUUAUGUCCUUAAAACUAAAAUUCUGGUAGACAAAAAAGCAGCUUUUUUUUUUUCGCCCCCUUGUUCUUCUUUUCCUGUUGCUCACUGUUCACUGUGGAGUCAGGUUCUUUUGUUUAUAUUUUAAGCCUUUUCUCU